GGUAAUGAUGAGCAUACAUAACUGUCAUAGUCUUCUAUUAGAACAAACCAUUGCGCCAAAAUACCUCUUCUAAAUUCUCUUUUAAUCAAAAAAAUCUACUGCGCACAACAAUUGAGAGUCAAAAAUUCCAACAUAAAAUAGAAAUCGAAAACUAAACCAUAGAGCAAUUCAAUUCAAAUGAUAAAACGUGAAAAACAUCACGUGCUAAAUUUAAAUGUCACCACGUUGGAAAUACUUCUCGGAGUUUGGAAGAACUUCUAAAUUUGAACAAGAAAUCCCAAAUCUUUCCAAUUUCCCCACCAAAAUCUGCCAUCAGAGCCCAUUAUUAUCUGGUUUUUACAUCAUCAGUGUAUUGGGUAGAAUCUCCGGGAACUUCUGUCACGCACUCGCACACACUCUCUCUCUCACUUCCUUUCUCUCUCUACAGUCUACACUUUUCCCCCCAGAUUCUGUCCUUUAAGUCCUUCAACUUUCCAUGAUCGCCACCGCCAAGUUCCCUCUGCAACCCACUGUUCCAAACCCAAAACCCACUUCAAAUUCUCAAUUUUCAGCGGUUGUGCUGAACUUCAGCUUCGGAUUUGCGAGAAGAUCGAGAAUUGGAGGGGGCAGUGAAUUGUGGUUGGUGGAUGAGCGUGGUGAAAUGGGAUUUCUGCAGAAAUUGAGUAGGGGUUGCUUCAAGGGGUGUUGCUCCAAGAAGGAGAGAGAGGUGGAAGUCGAGGCCGCCAACGGCGGCGAGGAUCUUUUCGAUGCGGCGGUGGCCGACUCUAAAGUGCAGCCUGACCAUCUUGUUAUCAUGGUUAAUGGUAUCAUUGGGAGUGCUGCAGAUUGGAGAUAUGCUGCUGAUCAAUUUGUGAAGAACCUUCCCGACAAAGUCAUUGUUCACCGUAGCGAGUGUAAUCCUUCCAGGUUGACUUUUGAUGGUGUUGAUAGAAUGGGCGAAAGGCUCGCUGAAGAGGUGAUGGAUGUCAUCAGGCGCUGGCAUGGAGUUCGCAAAAUUUCAUUCGUUGCUCAUUCCUUAGGCGGACUCGUAGCACGUUAUGCCAUAGGCAGGUUAUACAGACUUUCCGCCAAAACCAGUUCUGCAAGUAUUCCUGGGUAUUGCUCAAAUGGUGAAGCCAACGUUUCCACCUCACUAAACGACGAAUUUUAUGAAGAAAAUAUAGGUGGCCUGGAACCCGUGAACUUUGUGACGUUUGCAACACCGCAUUUGGGUUCAAGAGGACAUAAACAGCUUCCCCUUCUCUGCGGGCUUCCUUUUCUGGAAAAGAGUGCCUCACAAACUGCACACUGGAUUGCUGGAAGAUCAGGGAAGCAUCUUUUCCUUACGGAUAAUGAUGGUGGGAAACUUCCACUCCUGCUUCAGAUGGUCAAGGACUCUGCUGACCUUCAUUUCAUAUCAGCAUUACGAUCUUUCAAGCGUCGUGUGGUAUAUGCCAACGCAAACUAUGACCAUGUGGUGGGAUGGAGAACUUCAUCAAUCCGCCGUCAAAACGAACUACCAAAGGAAAGUCUUCUUGUGAAUGAUAUGAAGUAUCCUCACAUCGUCCAUGUAGAACAGGGAAUAACUGAAGAUGUAAACAGUAAAGUAUCCUCUGCUGUUGGAACACAGGUUAUUGACUUGGAAGAGGAGAUGAUUAGAGGUCUUAAUCAAGUAUCUUGGGAGCGUAUUGAUGUUAGCUUUCACAAAAGCAGACAGCGAUACGUUGCACAUAAUACCAUACAGGUUAAGAGCUACUGGUUAAAUUCAGAUGGUGCUGAUGUGGUGCAACAUAUGAUAGAUAACUUUGUUAUGUAGCUGUGUAUCAAGCUUAUAGUUAGCAAGUGGUAUUGUAGUUUUUUGUCCCCAUUCCAUAUUUGUAUGUAUUUUGUCUUUCAUUUUACACCCUGUAAGAUUGGACUUCAUUUUUACAUUUAGAUGUCAAAAUUAUAACACUAGCAGCCUAGCUUUCUUCAUCUUCUGCUCGGAAAGAAGAGAUUUUCACAUUAAAAAAUAAUUAGACUCGACUCUGUGCAAUGUUAUUGAAAAGUUCUUAUUUAUUGGAUC
Messenger RNA from Salvia miltiorrhiza (redroot sage), 2044 nucleotides. RefSeq names its product putative lipase ROG1. The record is from RefSeq and is a predicted model, not a curated record. Lineage: Eukaryota; Viridiplantae; Streptophyta; Magnoliopsida; Lamiales; Lamiaceae. The transcript is spliced from 10 exons. The coding region runs from base 476 to 1795 and encodes 439 amino acids.